Molecule: messenger RNA, 702 nt
Organism: Solanum dulcamara
Lineage: Eukaryota; Viridiplantae; Streptophyta; Magnoliopsida; Solanales; Solanaceae
Exons: 2
Coding region: 1-702 (233 amino acids)
Source: RefSeq, a predicted model, not a curated record
AUGGCAUCCAACAACUUCUUGGGUGCAGGCCCUCCUAUGUUUACAGGAGAAAAUUAUCACAUAUGGGUGAUAAAGAUGAAGGUUUAUCUCAAAGCUCUUAGUCUAUGGGAAACAAUAGAAAGUGAAGAUGAUUCUCCUCCACUUGGACCAAAUCCAACAGUUGCACAAAUGAAGAUUUAUGAAGAUUCAAAGUCAAGUAUACCAAAGGCUCUCACAUGUCUUCAUUCAGCACUUUCAGAUGUGAUUUUCACAAGAAUAAUGACUUGUGAAACACCUAAAGAAGCAUGGGAGAAGCUAAAAGAGGAGUUCGAUGGAAAUGAUAGAGUGAAGGCUGUCAAACUCUUAACUCUCAAAAGAGAAUUUGAGAUGUUAAAGGUGGUGGAGAAGAUGAUGAUAAGCUUACCAGCAAGGUUUGAGUCCAAGAUUUCAGCAAUAGAGGAAUCUUGUGAUUUGAAGACUUUAUCGGUUGCAGAACUGAUCAGCAAGUUGCAAGCCCAAGAACAAAGAUCAAGUAUAAGAGAUGGAGAAAUAGCAGAAGUGGCAUUUCAGGCACAACAUAAAGGCAAGCAGCCUAUGAAGGACAAUAGAAGGAUGGAAGGAGAUAAAGUAGCAAAGGGAAAACCAUGGAAGGAAUCUUCAAAGAAAGGGAAGUUUCCACCUUGCAACCAUUGUAAAAGAACCAAUCAUCAAGAAAAAGACUGA